AUGCUCGACAUCCACGGACCGGGGCCCACGGCGACGACACCCUCGACGUCGCUGCACCGCAACCCACCGGCCUUUGUUACCACAACUACGUACCGAACGAGUCCGGCACAGCGCCCAGGUCUACUCGAACAGCCGACGGCGGACAGUCCUCACCCCUCGGUUGCCGCCGGGUCGGUCAUGGCCUCCUCCCUCCCACCAUCUCUCGAGCAGGCAAGAAUCCAAGGCCUUCCUUCGACGGCCUACUACAUACCCAAUUUCAUCAGCGAGGAAGAGGAAGACUCCAUCCUGGCAAAGGACGGCGCGGCGUACUGGCCAGUUGUCUGCACCGUCAGUCUAGGCGCCAGUCUCUGCCUGAAUCUGCAUCGUACAAGAGACGAUGGUGCCCUCGACCCGACGCCGGCUUGGCGAAUUCUCCAAGAACCCCGUAGUCUUCUCAUCACGACGGAAUGUCUCUAUACCGAUUACCUCCACGGCAUCGCCGACAUUGACGAGGACGUCAACCUGUCGGCAGAGGGGGGCGUGGUCAACUGGCCAUUGCUUCGCGAUCCCGAUGCGCACGCAGAUGGUCGCAACGUUCGCAAACUUCGAACGAGCCUGACCUUCCGAGACGUUGUCAAGGUGUCGACAAUGGGAACCAAGUUGCCCAUGCUGGCCAGGUGA
Drechmeria coniospora is the source of this 660-nucleotide messenger RNA. Its product is annotated as Alkbh6 protein. The record is from RefSeq and is a predicted model, not a curated record. The coding region runs from base 1 to 660 and encodes 219 amino acids. The transcript is spliced from 3 exons. NCBI's taxonomy places the organism in Eukaryota, Fungi, Ascomycota, Sordariomycetes, Hypocreales, Ophiocordycipitaceae.